Gastrolobium bilobum is the source of this 1941-nucleotide messenger RNA. Its product is annotated as protein NRT1/ PTR FAMILY 5.4-like. NCBI's taxonomy places the organism in Eukaryota, Viridiplantae, Streptophyta, Magnoliopsida, Fabales, Fabaceae. Gene Ontology annotation, molecular function: dipeptide transmembrane transporter activity; tripeptide transmembrane transporter activity. The record is from RefSeq and is a predicted model, not a curated record. The transcript is spliced from 5 exons. Gene Ontology annotation, cellular component: membrane. Gene Ontology annotation, biological process: dipeptide transport; transmembrane transport. Bases 54 to 1775 code for a protein of 573 amino acids.
CACAACAUUGACUCAAAAUUUUCAAAUCCUCCUAGCUGCACAACCAAUUAGUCAUGGCAGAUAGCAGCAGCAACAGCAACAACAAAAGCAACUCCCUCAUCCACCACACCACAACCCCAAAGGGUGGUUGGCAUGCUGCCAUCUUCAUCAUAUUUGUGGAAUUUGCAGAGAGAUUUGCAUAUCAGGGGUUGGCUGGGAAUCUCAUCACAUAUCUCACAAAUGUUCUGAAUGAACCAAUCACAACAGCUGCAAAAAAUGUCAACACAUGGGUUGGUGUUUCUUCUCUCUUUCCUUUGCUUGGUGGCUUCAUUGCUGAUUCCUAUCUGGGUCGCUUCAACACCAUACUCUUGUCUUCCCUCGUUUAUCUCUUGGGCAUGAUUUUCUUGACACUAUCUGUGUCGGCACUUAAGCACAAAACGCUUUUCUUCGUGGCCCUUUACGUGCUAUCCAUCGGCGACGGAGGCCACAAGCCAUGCGUUCAAACCUUCGCCGCCGAUCAAUUCGACGACGACACGCCGGAGGAGAAGGAUGCCAAGAGUUCAUUCUUCAAUUGGUGGUACUUGGGGAUUGUGGCUGGUUCUACUGCUGCUGUAUUUGUAGUGAUAUAUCUUCAGGACAAUGUAGGGUGGGGAGUGGGGUUGGGAGUGCUGGCAGCAGUGUUGGCUUUGGCAUUGGCACUCUUCUUGUUGGGAAUCAAAAGGUAUAGAAAGGAAAGCCCUGCAGGGAGCCCAUUAACUAGGCUGGCCCAAGUUUUUGUUGCUGCUGCUCGUAAGUGGCGCGUGCAAGACACGCCCGGUCAUAACAAUUAUUGCUAUGAUGAGGAAAAUCAUGAUGAGCCCCAUCGUCUCCAUGUUCCACCCAAAUUCCACACUUUGCAACAAACUCAUCAGUGUAGAUUUCUGGACAAGGCAAUCAUCAUUGAUGAGAUUGAUGCAUCAAGAAAAAUCAGAGAUCCUUGGAGGCUAUGUACAGUGACACAAGUUGAAGAAGCAAAGCUUGUAAUUCGCCUAAUCCCAAUAUGGCUAAGCUGUUUGAUGUUCACUGUUGUUCAAGCUCAAGUACACACAUAUUUCACUAAGCAAGGUAGCACAUUGAUCCGUUCCAUAGGACCACACUUUCAAAUCCCUCCAGCAUCACUUCAAGGCCUUGUUGGAAUCACAAUCCUUUUUGCUGUUCCAAUCUAUGACCGGGUUUUUGUGCCACUAGCUAGAAGAUUCACAGGGCACCACACUGGUAUAACAGUGUUGCAGAGGAUUGGGGUUGGUCUAUUUUUGUCCAUACUCAGCAUGAUUGUGUCAGCUCUUGUUGAGGCCAAAAGGGUUGGUGUUGCUAGAGACCAUGGUCUAAUAGAUGAUCCUAAAGCAGUGUUACCAAUGAGCGUUUGGUGGCUACUUCCUCAGUAUAUGAUUAUUGGGGUUGCUGAUUCAUUCACAAUUGUUGGGCUACAAGAGUUGUUCUAUGAUCAAAUGCCAGAGGCAUUGAGAAGCUUGGGAGCUGCAGCAUAUAUAAGCAUAGUAGGAGUUGGAAGCUUUGUUAGUAAUGCUAUUAUAGCUAUUUUGGAGGCAAUCACUUCAAGAGCUGGUGGGAAAUGGUUAGGAAACAACCUUAAUAGAGCACAUCUUGAUUACUUUUACUGGGUUUUGGCUUUGUUAAGUGCUGUAAAUUUGUGUGUGUAUCUUUGGAUCGCUAAGGGUUAUGUGUACAAAAAGGUAGAUGGGGGUGAAACAAGUAAUCAACAGGGUUCUAACCUCAACAAAUUCCGUCAUGGGGUGUAACGAGAGAGAAAAAAAAAGUUUGACUUUAGCUAUAGCUAAUGUCAUCAAUACCAAAAAGCAAGAUGAGUAUUGAUUAUGAUAGACAUUGUAAUUCCAAUAACUACUAGCUAGUUGUUACGCGGAUUUCAAUCUGAGUGAAUUCAGUGAAUGAUAUAUGUAUAUGCUU